AUGGCUAGCUCCAACGAUCUGCGGCAGCUUAUACGGAAUUCGUACGAGUGCAUGCGGAAGAUUAUGGAGCUGGACACGCAGUCGACGCUGACCAACUUCAAUGUAAUGGAGACGCUCAACAACUCGGCGAUCCUCCGGUACAGAGAACUGGAGCCUUAUCUGGACAGUCUGGAGUCUGAGACGUCCAAAAUCCGGACGCUGGACCAGGAACUGGCUAAAAAUCAGCCGAGGUUAGAACAGCUAGAAGAGCGCACGAAAAAGCUCGCCAUGCUGGUGGAGCAGAUGGACGAAUGGUCUGCGGAGUUGGAGGUCAAAAGCCGGCACAAGGGAGACGAUUCAGAGGAUCCAAAUGCUGCAGAGCUUCUGAUGGCAGCACAGGCGCUGGGCGAGCUGAAAAGCAGGUCUGAGCCACCCAAAUCCACGAUCCUCGACAAAGUCACUUCUCAUCCCCUCAUAUCCAGCUCUAUCAAUUACAUGCUGGAAAAGACGAUCAACACUUCAAGCAAUAUUGUUCUCUUGAACGAAGAAAAAUCCAAACGUGCUCGAAAUGACCAGCAGACAGAGUCUGUUGGACCCGACAUGAAGGAGAUAUCUGAGCAGAUCCCGCCCAAGCGGCCGAAGCUGGAGAAGACAAGCUCUGGAUCUCAGCUCAACAACCGCUUGCCGCCUCCAUCACAACCGCCUCGAUUCGCCCGCCUCAAUUCGUCUCUACGUCAGCAGGUUACCAUAUCAUCAGCCAUAUCCACCCAGAGAAGUCUUCAGGAUCUCACUGAGCUCAGUGUUUUGAAUCUCAAUAUUGAAAGUCGCCGUAGGCUCACCAUGCUGAUCAAUUUUUUGAAGAUCGGAAACACGCAACUCAGCGAACGCAUCGAAAAUCUCAUCAACGUGCUGGCGAAUGAACACACCGUGAACCAAUCUCGCUCUUCCAGCCCUGACAGUUUUCGCGGUGGUGCAUCGACGCUUUCUCUGCCGUCGCUAGCCUCCGUGAGCAGUGCCACGUCUCUGGCUAGUCUUCCAAAUUCCGACGAAACGCCAAUUUUGAGCCCAGAAGCAGAAAUCCCUGUCCAGCAGCUCAAAAACGAAAUAGUGGGCACUGUCAAGAAGAUAGUGAACGUCGUCUCGAAAGUGUCUGCAAAUUCGCUUCCAGAGCCCGCCCGCUCGAACGUCCGUGAAAUGCUACUGAAAUUACCAACUAAUUGGGCUAUGUCACUGGAGCAGAACAUGUCGGAGCCUGAAGAUGAGGACUCAGACGACGAAACAAAGACGAUAUAUGAAGAUUCAGUGGAGUACCCGGACCAGACUGCUGAAUCGCAGAAACGCAAGUCCAGGUCGUUGGCCCAGCAGCUGCUGGCCAACUUGUUCAAGUACAGAAAUAAAAGACAGAAGAACGCUGUGCAGCCGAACACCUGGUUCAAGAAAUCCAUCCGCGACCAGAUCCUGAGCGAUCGGAAUGGCAAGGUGCUAAUCCUGGCUCAGGAGUCGCUUGACAUGAUCAACAAAAUUAUCAAGUUCUGCAAUGAAAACCUCGAUAAGGCAGAAACGUGGAAUAUCUCGAAGCAGACCCAGCAGGCUGCCCAUUUAAUGAACAAACUACAAAACAUCACGUACGUGACGCCCGUGUCGAGCCGUGAGGCGGUCUCGGACUCCUCGGAUACGCAGAAGGAUUCCCAGGACGGCGACACUAUAGUGGUCCGCGAGGAUUCACCAUCCAAAUUAUGA
Ogataea haglerorum is the source of this 1719-nucleotide messenger RNA. RefSeq lists its product as uncharacterized. The record is from RefSeq and is a predicted model, not a curated record. Gene Ontology annotation, cellular component: nucleus; endoplasmic reticulum. Gene Ontology annotation, biological process: regulation of transcription by RNA polymerase II; endoplasmic reticulum unfolded protein response; phospholipid biosynthetic process. The transcript has 2 exons. Gene Ontology annotation, molecular function: transcription corepressor activity. NCBI's taxonomy places the organism in Eukaryota, Fungi, Ascomycota, Pichiomycetes, Pichiales, Pichiaceae. Bases 1 to 1719 code for a protein of 572 amino acids.